Messenger RNA from Owenia fusiformis, 2456 nucleotides. NCBI's taxonomy places the organism in Eukaryota, Metazoa, Annelida, Polychaeta, Sabellida, Oweniidae. The record is from the annotation of a GenBank genome assembly.
AGGACACUAUAUACCCGCCACCUAGCGGAUGAGGCAAGAACCAAAAACAAGAUGGCGAACUAUCCUGCAAGCCGACACACUCUGUUUUUCCGUGGUUUCUUCGCACAUGUCGACCGUGAUGAAAUAAGGGAUUUCUUCAAGAAGGAUGGUGGAUACAGUACUGUUGAAUUCUGCAAAUAUUCUGAUGAUGGCCGUAACUUGUUUAUUGCACUUCGCUUCGAUUCUUCUGAGAGAGCACGAAUGAUUCUUGACAGGUAUAAUGGGGCCUAUGUUCUUAACUGCCGUAUAUAUGUGAACUGGUACAAGGAAAUGAGACGAAAUGACAGUGACCGAGAUCGUGACAGGCGAGACAUUUCUCCUUCUCGAGGGAGUUUCCGUUACGAAGACAGUGCAGACAGACGACGUAAUUGGCGACCUGCCCACAGGUCUGGAGAUUACAGUAGAAGAUCAUAUUCUCGUAGUCAGAGUCCAGACAACAGAGCGAGGAGUAAUAGUCCCCAAAGAAGACGUACCCGGAGUAAAUCAGGUGGAAGUGAUUGGAAUCGUCGGUCCUCAUCACCUCGCAGACGUUCUUGGACUCCCGAGGAUAGGAGUGAAUCUAAACCACAAAUAAGGUCAGAAGUUAAUCAAGCACGAGAUUUAGAACGCGAGUCAGAAUCAGAUCAACACAACCAAGAAGACUCCCCUCAGAAAAAGCGCAGUCGCUCAGAUGUGCCUGGCAGUGAAUCCUUGGAAGACCCUGAGAGGAUGAGCCCUGACCCUAAUGAAACUGAGACUUCAGGAGAUAAGCCAACGCUCAAUUUUAGCCUCAAGAGUAAAUCUAACCUUCAGAAAUCCAUAAAUGUGUUCAAUGAAAAGAUUGAUGACGAAGAUAGUGGUGUGAAGGAACCUCGUGGUGGAAUUCAUAGACGUGUCGUGACAACUGAUGUUAACACUAUAGCAGCAAAGAAACAACAGAUCAAGAAAAAGAAGGGUGGUAAAAUGGAUUCGGAACUUGAAGAAGGCGAGAUUAUUUCUAGUCAUAAUAUGGAUGAUGAAUGGGAGGCCAAAACAAGACAGUUUCUCGAGGAGAAAUGCAAAGUUAAGAGUGAUGAUAUCACACCCGCCUCCGGGAUUGCAGACACAGUAAGUCCAAGUCAAAGUUUACCCAUAAGCAAUAAGAGUGUCAGCCCAAAACAGUCGCAAUCCAGCAAACGCAGCAAUGAUAAAAGAGAUGACUCCGUUGUGACUCCAGGAAGACAGGAUUCCAGAAAAUCUGUCCCAAGUCCAUCUAGAUGGGACAGCAGUAGAAGCCGAAGUCGCAGUCAUAGCCGUAGCAGCAGUAGCUCACGAUCUACAUCUCAUUCCCGCAGCCCCAGUCCUAUUCCAAAAGCGUACAGGAGCAGAUCUCGUAGCAGCACCCCUGGUAAAAGAUAUAAAAGAAGUGACACAGAGUCUUCUGAGGAAAGGUCUCCAAGUCCAAACACUAAACGAAGGAGAACUGCUGGUUGGCUAGACAGGUUCUACAAGAGAAGAGAUGACAAGCGUAGAAGGAAGGCAGAGAGGAGAGAAUUAGAAAGACAGGCAGAGAAGGCAAAGAAGAAGAAAGAAAAGUCAAAGCCAAAGAAAGAUAAGUCAAAGAAGAAAAAGAAAGAUAAGAAAAAGCGAAAAUCUGAAAGUAAAGCAGAUCGUGGAAAUUACUCAAGCGAUGAUAGCAUAAAGGAUGAGGACUUGUUGAGGUUACAAGGUGUUAGCGACAACAAUAUUAAAGAUAUUCCACAUAAGGUGACAUCACCAAUUAAAGAAACAAAUGUGAACUCCAUUGUCCCACCUGUGAUGCCAAACUCAAACCCAGGGAACAUUAGUACCUCAACUCAACUUACAGAAAAACCCAAGCCAAUGGAUGUUGAAAAGCCAGAAGUCGCAAAACCACCUGUAGUAGAACGUGAAGAGCCAACUGAGGAAACGCAAGAGGAACAUGGUAACAAUGAUGAACCUAUGGAAGUGAAUGGCAACGCUAAUGAUGGUACUGACGAGGAGAGUAUUAGUGCAGAGGAAGAGGAGGAUGGAGUUGAUAUGACUUCAUUUGAUGCUAACGCUAUGGUUGGGCUUACUAAACAGCAGAUGAAAUUGUUAUUGGAGAAAAAAGAAGAAAUUGAAAAGGCAUAUCGUCAAGAUUGUGAGACAUUUGCGACUGUUGUUAGAAUGCUGAUUAGCAAAGACAGUAAAUUGGAGGAGCAGCUGCAAUUUAGCUUAAAGGAAAACUUGAAGGAGUUGGGGAAGUCUUGCAUAGUUGAACUCCGGUCGUAUGUGGAACAGCUCAAAGCUGAGAGCAAUACUGAUGUUACCACCACGUAAUAUUACUUCAAGGAAUGUCUGAUCAUUAUUGAAAAUCGUCCACGUAUUUAAGUAUCGUAUUCUCAUAGCUUUACCAUCAUAGCUAUAAUGCUAUGAUAGUAUGUGUGACAAGAUCCACU